This is a messenger RNA of Elaeis guineensis (African oil palm), 1285 nucleotides long. RefSeq names its product allene oxide cyclase, chloroplastic. Gene Ontology annotation, molecular function: allene-oxide cyclase activity. The record is from RefSeq and is a predicted model, not a curated record. NCBI's taxonomy places the organism in Eukaryota, Viridiplantae, Streptophyta, Magnoliopsida, Arecales, Arecaceae. Gene Ontology annotation, biological process: jasmonic acid biosynthetic process.
GCUUCUUCUCUCUUCUGCCUUCUACCCGGCAAACAGCUUCCCUACCAUCCUCCAUGGCCUCCCUUAGAGCCACCACUCUCUCCCUCAACCCCCCAAGAUCUGGCAAAACCCUCUCUCCUCUCCCACAAACCCGAUCUCUAACGUCUUUCAAAUUCCCUAUUCCAAGCCCUACAAAAUCCCCAAAAUUAGCCGCUUCUCCCAACCGGCAUACCAUCACCGCCUCCCUCUUCUCCAACAACAAGCAGACAUCCUCCGAUUCCCGAUCAUCUAAGGUGCAGGAGAUGUACGUGUACGAAAUCAACGAGAGGGACCGCGGCAGCCCAGUCUACCUCCGCCUGAGCCAGAAGGAAGUCAAUUCGCUCGGCGAUCUGGUACCUUUGACCAACAAGGUCUAUCACGGUAAUUUGGAGAAGAGGCUGGGGAUAACGGCGGGCAUCUGCGUCCUGGUCCAGCACGUCCCGGAACGUGGCGGAGACCGAUACGAGGCGAUAUAUAGCUUCUAUUUCGGGGAUUAUGGGCACAUAUCGGUCCAGGGGCCGUACCUGACCUAUGAGGACACGUACCUGGCCGUCACAGGCGGGUCGGGGGUAUUCGCCGGGGUUUACGGCACGGUUAAGCUGCAGCAGAUCGUAUACCCGUUUAAGAUAUUCUAUACCUUUUAUCUCCAGGGGAUACCGGAUCUCCCCAGAGAGCUUUUGGGGAAGCCGGUUCCGCCGUCGCCGACCGUCGAGCCCACCCCCGCCGCCAAGGCAGCCGAGCCCCACGCCGCCGUAAAGAAUUUUACCAACUAGUUCGGUGGUCGAUCAGUGCGCAAAUAACACGUCUCUAGUCUUGUCAAAGUAUUGGUUGUGUGGUCUUUAUCUGAUGUAAUUGUUGUCUAUCCGGCUGUUGAAUUAGUGCAACUUGGAUUAGAGCCUUUCUAAGCGUGAUUCCCUUUUUUUUUUAUUUUCCUUUUGACAAGGAUGCUUGUUUCGUUCCAACUUUCUGUGUGAGACUCUUCUACUGGUUCGGUGGUCCUGGGCUGUUAUGUUUCGUGAUUACUGCUAUGGAUAAUCAGUUUUGACCACCCUUCACCAGGACGAGUCCUAUCUGGUAGUAGGUAAUUACUGAUUAAUGCGGUAAACGGGAGAUAGAUGGUUUCUAUUAGAGUUCUGGAUACCAUUCAAAUUAAUCAUUAUCCAUGUUGGGACCAACAUGGGUAGUCUGUAGGCUGUAGCAUUGUUCUUUUGGUUUUAUUUUUAAGGUUCGCUGUCAAGUGCGUACAGCUUUGCUAGUGCAUUAAAAA